This is a messenger RNA of Manis pentadactyla (Chinese pangolin), 1072 nucleotides long. It is a transcript of the gene IL19, whose product is annotated as interleukin 19. The coding region runs from base 98 to 664 and encodes 188 amino acids. The transcript has 6 exons. NCBI's taxonomy places the organism in Eukaryota, Metazoa, Chordata, Mammalia, Pholidota, Manidae. The record is from RefSeq and is a predicted model, not a curated record.
UUAUCCACCUGCAUAAAAGUGACCAGCCCUUCCCAAGAGGUAAAGAUCACCUGGAGAGAAGUCGCAGGAGCAGUCCGAGAGCACCCAGGAACAGGACAUGAAGGCCCGGUGUGCUUCCCUCUGCCUGAGUGCAGUGCUUAUCCUGUGCUCAGUGCACGCCCGAAGUCUCAGGAGAUGUCUGAUUUCCGUGGACAUGCGCCUUAUAGAAGAGAGUUUCAGAGAAAUCAAAAAAGACAUGCAAGCUAAGGACACCUUCCAAAAUGUCACCAUCUUGUCCACAUCAGAGACCCUGCAUGGCAUUAAGCCGUUGGACGUGUGCUGUGUGACAAAGAACCUCCUGGCGUUUUACGUGGACAGGGUGUUCAAGGACCAUCAGGAGCUGAACCCUCAAAUCUUGAGAAAAAUCAGCAGCAUUGCCAACUCUUUCCUCUACAUGCAGAAAACUCUGCAACAGUGUGAGCAGAGGCUGUGUCGCUGCAGGCCGGAAGUCACCAAUGCCACCAGAAUCAUCCAUGACAACUACAAUCAGCUGGAGGUCCGAUCCGCUGCCAUUAAGUCUCUGGGAGAGCUGGACGUCUUUCUAGCCUGGAUUGACAAGAACCAUCAAGGAUCUUCAGCUGAUGGACGACAAGGAACCUCAUUAGGCAGGGAGAACAGCCCCUGAGAGGUUCCCUCAGAUGCACCUGAUUUUGAAGGGGAGGGGCAUGGGGAGGGCCCUAUAUUUAUGCAGAUGAGGGUCUUUGGGCCGAUGCCCCUCAGCUGCUUUGGAAUUCUCUCCGCUAGGCUCAGGUGUGGUCGGGGACCAUCUAGGUUUGAGCUCACCCUGCAGCUGGAAAUCCCACUGGCUGGGCCCGGGCUGUCUGAUCCCACUUGAAAGUGAUCAAAUUAUUUACUCUUAUGUUUAUAAUGAAAUAUGUCUGUUGAAAGGUCCUGUGGGCCAUCUCGGCAGAAAGGGGCCGGCUUCCCCGCUAACUUAUUGUCGAGUUUAUCCCAUGUCUCUGAUGUGAGCUGAGUGAAAUGCCGUAGUGCAUAUUGUACUGAAUGAUUUUUCCAAAUAAACACUGUUCUUUAC